GUUUACUUCGGCCCCUGGACCUCCAGAUCCUGUAGAGCUGCUUCGAGACGCCUCCAUUGGUGUGGAUGGUUUCUUCGAUGAUGACGAGGCUGAAAGGCACUGCGAAGAGAAGUCACCAGAGUCGGAGUUCAUGGUUUGCAUGGUCUUUGGCGGAAAGUUUGGCUGGCUUCGCGACGAGUUCACUGCUGGCGAGACAUGGGGCACUCUUCGGCCGCUGCAAGAAACCUUGCGUCCAUGGCUGGAGGAGGGCAAGUGCGCACAGCACAUCGAGUGGGACGAAGAUGAGCACUGCUAUGCUCUGUCUGAGCCCUACAAGUCCUACGUUGCAUGGAAUGACCCGUCCAACCUUGCUGCCAUGGCAAAUGACGCGUUGUAUGGCUGCUGCAAAGAUCAAGCAGAGUACAACGUCAAGGAUGUUGAUAUGAACAACUUGGUGAUGGUGCCUUGCGCACGGCCCACGGAAGAUGGACAAGUUGAAUUUAAGAGCAUGUUCCUCUAUCCGCGGAAGGGCUGGUGCUGGGAUGCACCACAGGAGCUUACGUUGGGCUAUGGCUUUGCAACUUGGCCUCAGAGUUGCGUGGCUCCCGGACCGUAA
Symbiodinium pilosum is the source of this 595-nucleotide messenger RNA. The record is from the annotation of a GenBank genome assembly. Lineage: Eukaryota; Dinophyceae; Suessiales; Symbiodiniaceae.